Molecule: messenger RNA, 2667 nt
Organism: Trichophyton verrucosum HKI 0517
Lineage: Eukaryota; Fungi; Ascomycota; Eurotiomycetes; Onygenales; Arthrodermataceae
Exons: 9
Coding region: 1-2667 (888 amino acids)
Source: RefSeq, a predicted model, not a curated record
AUGUUCUGGAAACGUUCAAAGACGGACAAGCAGCAGCAGCAGUCUGCGGCUCCGUCUCCUCCAAGGCAGUCCGGCCUGUCUUCUGUCCCUGAGUCAUACAGUCGACCAAUCUCUCACUCAGGGACGCAGACGCCUGUUGGAAUUGACGAUGAUGCAAAAUAUAAAGCUAUAAUUAAAUAUUUACAUGCAAGACUUGCUACUAGCAAAUGGUGCCCUCCCCCAUCGGAUCCCAACAGUGAAUACCAUGGACUUCUACUUCGAAAAUCCCGGGGUGUUUACAUCUCCGAGCCGGAUCUGGUUCAUCCAUUACUGCUCGGCGCAGUACAGAAGAUCAAUGUUGCCGUCGCCUUUACCAUGGCCACAGAGAUCACAAGAAUCAUCUUCUCCAUCCUCCAGCCAGACCAGACCGAAUUGAUUCUCCCUAGCGGGUUCCAGGUCCAAGUGGUCGAAUCUCUAGCAGAGAUCGCUUGCUCCCCAUCAAGCGCAGUCAAGAAAUUCCAGUACGUGGCCUUGGUCAGGGAAGAGAGACUCCUAUUGAUCUGGCAUGACGAGCUAGAAAAGAUCCUCAUCCAUGCUGAGGAUGUCGAAGAGAAGCUCCUUGCAUUCUCACCCAGCUACUCUCUUCCACACUCCAGUAUCGGGUCCCCAGCUGCCUCAACCCGCAACUUCGUGCCCCUUUGGAACAAAGAGGCCAGUGGACUGGCAAAUUCCCCCCUGGGUAUCGCGGUCGAGGAAGCAGCGAAACCGAUAGAGUCCCUGGAUCGGCCUCUGGCCUUGACAAGCUCCAUAUUCGUGGGCCUUGGGAUGUGCCUGAUUGUAGUUCUCCUUGUGGGAUUCGGUGUCUCGAACCUCAUGCUGCAACCUCUCGUUGACGGAUCCUGGCUUAGAUUCGCAUUGGUGGCCUCCCUGCCGAUAUUCAUGCUUUUCAGCGUCUUCUUCGUCAUAGUGAUCUUUUCAGAUAUCUUCCAGGCGAUUGGGCCUAUCAAGACACUCAAAACGAAUUCUCGAUUCUACUCCCCUGUCCGGCCGGACCUCACGCAGGCAUAUGCCUUGGGCUUCAAGCCGCCGCGCAUUACCAUCCAACUGCCGGUAUACACAGAAUCCCUGACUGGAGUUAUUAUUCCUACAGUAACUAGUCUGAAAGCUGCUAUAUCUUAUUACGAAUCCCACGGAGGGACUGCCACAAUUUUUGUCAAUGAUGACGGCCUCGCAUAUCUUACCGAGGAGCAGCGAGAAGAACGUAUCAGUUUCUACCAUGACAAUAACAUUGGAUGGGUCUCGCGGCCAAAGAACAACCAAGACGGGUAUAUCCGGAAGGGCAGAUUUAAGAAGGCCUCCAACAUGAAUUUUGCACUCAACGUCUCAAACAAGGUGGAAGACAAGUUGCUAGAGAUGCUAGCAGAGACCCUAGAAACAACCGAAAUGAUAGAUGCAUCUCAAGAAGAGGCUUAUUACAAACUGGCCCUGCAAGAGGUUCUCGCCUCUGAUAGUCGGAUCAAGGCCGCUGGAGAUAUACGAAUCGGAGAAGCAAUUCUUAUUGUUGACGCUGAUACUCGAGUCAAUUCGCAGCCGGUCGAUUGUUUACUCUAUGGGGCAGCGGAAAUGUUCUUAAGCCCUGAAGUGGCCAUCAUCCAGCAUUCAACAGGCGUCAUGCAAGUCGUUGGGGAUUAUUUUGAGAACGGAAUCACAUUCUUCACCAACCUUAUUUACUCCUCCAUCCGGUUUGCCGUUGGCAGUGGUGAAACGGCGCCGUUUGUCGGCCACAAUGCAUUCCUUCGCUGGAAAGGGAAACCAGACGAUGGUUAUGUAGCCUACUGGUCUGAGAGCCAUGUGUCGGAAGAUUUCGACAUUGCACUUCGGCUCCAAAUUGCGGGUGAUAUUGUUCGUCUGGCAAGCUACCAUGGGGAUGAAUUCAAGGAGGGUGUAUCCCUAACUAUCUACGAUGAACUGGCAAGAUGGGAAAAAUACGCAUAUGGAUGCAACGAAUUAGUAUUCAACCCGAUCUAUACCUGGAUAUAUAAGGGGCCUUUUACGAAGCUCUUCAUGACAUUCCUCUGGUGCAACAUGCAGCUUUCAUCCAAGAUUACCAUCCUGGGGUAUAUCUCUUCCUACUAUGCCCUCGCCUCUGGAUUUCCGCUCACUAUCCUCAACUACUUCUUGGUAGGCUGGUUCAAUGGCUACUUGGACAAAUUUUAUAUCGAGUCUUGGAAAGUACUUCUGAGUCUUAUUGUUGUGUUCUCUCUUCUCGGCAACGUAACCCUUGCUAUAAUACGAUCGCGUCUGUCGGAAAAAAGCCUGUGGUCCGCCCUCGUCGAAAACUUCAAAUGGAUGCCCAUGAUGGCUAUAUUCUUUGGAGGCGUCUCCUUCCACCUCAGCUUAGCACUCCUCUCCCAUAUGUUCUCUAUCAAGAUGGAAUGGGGCGCCACGGCAAAGGAGAAAGUUGACUCCAACUUCUUCAAGGAGAUACCCAAGAUAUUCAAGAGCUUCAAGUGGAUGUAUGCUGUUUUGAUCCCCUUGAUUGGCGGGAUGAUAUAUCUUGGAAAUUUUGCGCCGCGAGGCUGGGAGAUCAAAGAGGUUGCCGCCGUCGUCCCUAUGGCCGUGACCCUGUCUCUCCAUGCUCUCCUCCCCCUGCUUCUCAACCCUUCACUCAUGAUUUUCAACUACUAA